AUGAGCGAUGCCAUGGACGCGGUGUCUGGACUCCUCCAACAUCUCCCGUCUUGUGAACGGUGUCGCAAGAGGCGCGUCCGGUGUCAUCAAUCCCCUUCGGGCUGCUCGAAUUGCCUGUCGUUGAGGAGCGAAUGCGAAAUCUAUGACCAUCACUUGGAACGUCUGGUCGCCACAAAAACUUUGUUUGCCUUGUCGCAACGACUUGAACGUUUGAAUGAUGCACUGAGCGGGACCGAGUUGCCACGUCCAGAUGCAGCAGGCACCGUGGACGAGGAUGAUAAUGCCCAGCUGACUGGCACAAAUAGCCAAAGCCACGACGACUACAGAUGGGAACCGCCACAACCAUCCUGCCGCCCGGCUUUGACCUCAUUUGGCUAUCUAUACGCCAUCUCAGAUCUCGUCCAGCAAAAGGAUGAAACGAUCAAGCAUCUCGAGCGAACACCAACAACAACCACGGCAUCUUCUCAGCUUGGGGUUGGUAUAGCAAUCGACACAUCAAGAUGGGCACCACCCCAAGGUCUCCCCUUCUCCAGAGCCACGGCGCAAUACCUUUUAGAUAUUUACUACGAGAAUGUCGAGUUGAUCUUACCAGUCUUUGGCCACUCUAUGCGAUCGCACGAGGCCAUCAACAUCCUUGACGACUUGACUUUGAACAGGCCUCGAUUAGUAGAAACAUCUGGGUCACACCUAUGCGUUCAACUGUCUAUGGCUAUAGCACUUGUCCUGUGUGCAUCUUCUCCCACCUUGAAUCUGUGUGAAGAUGCCCGGACCCAACUGCAGGCGCAUUCGUUCUUGCACUGGGCCGGGGAGAUCCUAGACACGACCAUGAUCUAUGUCAAGAAAUUCAUUGAGAUCAAUCAUGUCCCCGACGCCGACGAGGAGGUCUCCGAAACCGCGCUACGCACUGCUCUCGAGACCGUCCGGCUGCUUCUAUUACUCGUCAUCUAUGGGCUUUUUAUGCCACAAAAAGCUAAUUCACGACAAAUCCUUGGUUUUGCUGACAGAAUCCUCGUUGGACACUACGAGGCUGUGCGUGGAUCAGCAAUUGAGGUUCAUCCCGAGUUUCUACCCCCGGGCACUAGCCUCGAGCUUUCUUUGGAGGUCAACCGGAUAUUCGGGACAUUCGUCGUGUUGGAACGGCUAGUGGCAAUGUCAGAAGGCUUGCCCUUCAGCAAACACUCGUUUGGCGAGCAGGAGCUGUACGCUGUUUCCGACAGCCAACAUGGACGAAAUGGCGGGAUAACAACCAGACAGACGACGCCUGCUGCCUUGUUCGGACGCCUCGUUGAUAUCAAGGGAACAGUGCACAAAGAGUGCUUGAGCCUGAUGCUGCUCUCGUCUCGUGACUCUCAAUUGCAAAGCAAUGCUGAUGGGCAGUCCGAGGUCAGUAGGCUUCUCUCGUCCACGGAAGCGCAGGUGAAAGCGUGGCGGGACCAGUGGACCCGAACCGCCCGUUUGGUUUCGGCACAAAGUAACAACAACUCGAUGAGUGAUGCAUCGACAGGUCGGAGUCCUCAUCUGGAAUGGCUCCUCCUCUACGGCCAGACCCUCGGAGAUGAAGCGCUUCUUUUUGCUUUUCGAUCUUGCUUCUCCGUGGCCCACGCCAUGUCGUCACCGCACACAGGCCGGCCAAAUUCAUCAACCGAUCAGAUGUCGUUCUCCAUGCCAACGCGAGCUACUCCCACCCUUCGGCCAUCAGGACUAGACGGCAUGACUGGAUUUGCGACCAACUGCGUAAAUUCUCUUUCGAGAAGCUACGCCGACUUGCUGCUCACGGCACGAUACCGGCAUGAUCCCACAGAGACUGGACCCCAAAUACCUCUUCUGUAUCACUGCACGUGGCCGUGGUCGCUGCAGGUCUUUGACUUGGCCAUAACAGAGACCUGGCUUGGCAAAUUUGCCAACACCUCUACCGCUGGUGUGCCAUUCAGUGCAAGCGUAACCUCCGACGAUCCCACAAGCACACGCGCCUCAAGCGAGAUCGUACGUGGAACGAGCUCGAAUACGCCAACCGAUGCUCCGUGGAUCUCGACAGUAGAUCUCUGUGUCCGAUUGCUCCUGGCAUGCGGACAGGCCAAUCCUUCGAGUGCGCGUACCUUGAACGAAGCCAUUUUUGCCCUACAGCGUUCAGGGCCAGGCGCCUCAUCUCUUUCAGAAUGAAAUCCCAACUCCAGAGUCUAAACUCUGGGAAUGGUACUUGAUUACAACAACCACAUGCUGGAAUAUUCGCCAAGCUCGCCUUCAAGCAGAUCUUGCGGGCUUUCAGAGGCCCCGGCAAUGAAUGCAUUCGUCCAGUCAAAUAUGUUCACAGACCCUGACGAAGCCACGGUUGGUGCGAAAGGAAUCGGUCCAUCGUCACCGGUCAAUCGUCCCUCUGGACCGGGAGAAGUCUCAAGGCG
Messenger RNA from Exophiala oligosperma, 2399 nucleotides. RefSeq lists its product as uncharacterized. The record is from RefSeq and is a predicted model, not a curated record. NCBI's taxonomy places the organism in Eukaryota, Fungi, Ascomycota, Eurotiomycetes, Chaetothyriales, Herpotrichiellaceae. Gene Ontology annotation, molecular function: sequence-specific DNA binding; zinc ion binding; DNA-binding transcription factor activity, RNA polymerase II-specific. Gene Ontology annotation, biological process: positive regulation of transcription by RNA polymerase II. The transcript is spliced from 2 exons. Bases 1 to 2160 code for a protein of 719 amino acids.